AAGGAUCCAGCAAACACCCACCUCGCAACGACGCAUUCCAAGAACAGUCGUCGCUGUCCUCCGGUCGCCGUCAGAAAAUACUCCUUGAUCUCCGGCCAUUACCCCCGACCCCCCAACCCCCGGGUUCCCCGCCGACGAAGUACCAGGCAUGGCAUCUCCCUCCUCCUCCUCCUCCGCCGCCUCCUGCUCCUACUACUCGUGCCCCGCACCCCACCACCCGCGCUUCCGGCGAUCCCUCCGGCAGCCGCCUCUCCCGCGGGUGCGUCUCUCCUCGACGCCGUCCUCCAGCCGACCCCCCGCUGUGCAGGAGUGCCAGUUCGGAAGCAUCUCAUCGAGACCCACACGCAGGCGUGGUUCCAUUCAAAUCGCCAAAUCAUUUGAUGAUGAUCUGGGGGAUUUCUCGCUAGUGCAUCAUGACGACGAGGAUGAUGCAUUUGGUGUUGUUUUGUAUUCAAGUGAGAGUGAUUGGAGCGACGAUGAGGUUGUGUUAACUCAAAUUGGGGAUGUUGAGCUGCCAACGAUGAUGACCGAGAGGCGUUUCAAGGGGGCAGAGGGUGCGAUAACUAUUGCUGCCCAUAGGCUCGCCACCAUUGGGAAAGGGCAAAGGAAGAGCAGAACUCAACAAGGGCUGAUGAAUAAUGUUGGGCUGAUUGCUUUCCUAGCAGUGCUACUUUUGUUUGUCGACUGGUGUUCGUGGUGGAUUAUUAGGCUACCUCUGGACUCAUUUUAUUUGACGCGACCUUUUUUAAUAUCAGCAGUUCUAUCCGCAUUAGCUGGGUUUAUUUUUGCACCCAUUGCUGAUAGACUGAAGAUUCAUCAUUUCCGGAGGAGAGGGAAGCCUAUAUUUCCAUCCAAUGGGAAACCAACCCCAGCAAUGGGAGGACUGUUCUUCAUUCCGAUUGGUAUUUUGGUUGCAAGAAGACAUGCUGGUUCUAACUCAAGUGGAGUGAAUGGAGCAGCUAUAAUAACUCUCGUAUUUGCAGUAGUUGGGUUACUUGAUGAUAUUUCAAACCUAGUUGCAGAUCGCAAUCGUAAAAUACCUCAGUGGAUAAGAUUUUUGGUUCAGACUGGUGCUGGGAUCUACUUCUUUAUCUGGUUGGGUUCUGCAAAUAUUUCAACGCCAUACAAAAUGAAAUUUAUUGUUCCUCUACCUCCGCCAUUUGGUCUGGCAUUCAUGGGAAAAUUUUAUUUGGUUCUGGCUACAAUAUGUUCCCUUUCCAUGGGUACUGGAGUAACAUUGGUUGAUGGUCUUGAUGGUUUGGCUGGUGGUGUUUCUGCUUUGGCACUCGUUGGAUUGUCUGUUGCCGCUCUUCCGAUUUGCUCGGAGCUGAGUGUUUUUGGAGCAUCCAUGUCAGGUGCUUGCACUGGCUUUCUUUUACACAACAGAUAUAGGGCCUCGAUAGUGAUGGGUCGAGUUGGAUCUUUUGCACUUGGAGGAGCACUUGCUACAAUUACAGCAUGCAGUGGAAUGUUCAUUCCGAUGCUAAUUGCAUGCAGCCUCUUCUUUCUUGAGCUGCUUGUGGUAAUAUUACAGGUUCCUGUAAGCAUGACUCUGAAGCACAUCCAUGGGACAAGCAGAUCUUUCCAGCGAAUUCUUCCCUCACAUUACUAUCUCAGACUGUGGGGCAUAAAGGAGCCGUAUAUCGUGGCGGGUGCAUACAUCAUGACAUGCUUCUUAACUGUGUUGGCAGGGUACCUUGGACUUGUUUCAGUGUAAAUAGAAAGCAUAGGUUAUCAUUCUUUCAUCACUUCUGUUCCAUUUCUGUAGUGUACUUCUGGAAUCUAGAAAUGGUAGACGCUUCAGCCUUCAGCAUGCCCGAGCCUAUGGUUCACAGAUAUAUUAGAGAUUUACAGAAUUUUGUGUGUGGAGUUUCUGGGACACCUGAAAUGAAACCGUGCAGUAUGGUACCAUGGGUUGUUGUAUCCUCUGGCUUGCAGAGAACUGUAGGUCUGUAGCGUUUUGCAUACUGAACUAUUGUUUCAACUGACGUGUUGUUCAUCUAUCUUUUAAUACAACUCCACCUCCAGAGCA
Hordeum vulgare subsp. vulgare (domesticated barley) is the source of this 2032-nucleotide messenger RNA. RefSeq names its product phospho-N-acetylmuramoyl-pentapeptide-transferase homolog. Gene Ontology annotation, biological process: cell wall macromolecule biosynthetic process; cell wall organization. Gene Ontology annotation, molecular function: phospho-N-acetylmuramoyl-pentapeptide-transferase activity. Lineage: Eukaryota; Viridiplantae; Streptophyta; Magnoliopsida; Poales; Poaceae. The record is from RefSeq and is a predicted model, not a curated record. The coding region runs from base 149 to 1717 and encodes 522 amino acids. Gene Ontology annotation, cellular component: membrane. The transcript is spliced from 8 exons.